Molecule: messenger RNA, 2550 nt
Organism: Fraxinus pennsylvanica
Lineage: Eukaryota; Viridiplantae; Streptophyta; Magnoliopsida; Lamiales; Oleaceae
Source: the annotation of a GenBank genome assembly
AUGGCGUCCGAGUCUUCUCAGAAAAACAAGGCCAGGCGAAAAUUGAAGAAGGGAGUCCGAGUCGACCUGGAGAAGAAUCUUGAACGAUUUGACUCACUUCCAUGGAACUCCUCGCUCCCCGAAAAUGAUGGCAGCAACUACGACCCUUACUCUGUAUUCAUUGGCUCAAACGAACUCGAAGGAGGUUUUCUAACUCUUGAAGAGAUUGAUGAAUCAGAGUACGGACUGGAAAUUCCAAAAAUUGAUGUUGAAAAUGAAAACAAGAAGGUAAAAGGAAAGGUAAAAUCAAAGAAAAGAAAGGUAAGUGAAGGUGAUGAGAAUGACAGCGCUAGUGGUGAGGCUGACGGCAAAACUGAUGGUAAGGAUGGAGGAAAGGAACUGGAGGACGAGAAGAAGGAACUGAAAUGGAAGAAGGAAAAGAAGAAACGGAAGAAGAAGAAGAAAAACAAGCAUGAAAAGAAUGAAGAAGCAAAUAAACUAAAGGAAAAUGUAGAACCAGCAGAACCAGUGUCUGUUAUUGAUGGCCAAGAUGGUGUUGAAGAGGAUCCAGUUGAUGAUGCUGAGUACUACGAAUGGAAUGAACUGAGACUUCAUCCCUUAAUUAUGAAAUCAAUAUACAGGCUUAAGUUCAAAGAGCCUACGCCAAUACAGAAAGCAUGUAUUCCUGCUGCCGCUCAUCAAGGGAAGGAUGUAAUUGGUGCCGCAGAGACAGGAUCUGGGAAAACACUUGCAUUUGGUUUGCCAAUUUUACAGCGGCUUCUUGAAGAACGGGAAAAGGUAGAUAGACUUCUGGCAGAAAAAGGAGAGGCCAAUGAGAGAAUCGCUCCAGAAAGCGUUGUACGGGCGCUCAUUGUUACUCCUACGAGAGAGCUUGCACUUCAGGUCACGGACCAUCUCAAGGAAGUAGCAAAAGGCACCAAUGUUCAUGUGGUUCCCAUUGUCGGUGGAAUGUCAACAGAAAAACAGGAAAGACUGUUGAAAGCAAGGCCUGAAAUUGUUGUUGGAACUCCAGGGAGGCUGUGGGAACUUAUGUCAGGUGGAGAAAUUCAUCUUGUAGAGUUGCAUUCCUUGUCCUUUUUUGUGCUGGACGAGGCUGAUCGCAUGAUUGAGUCCGGUCAUUUUCGUGAAUUGCAAUCAAUAAUCGACAUGCUUCCCAUUCAUAGAUCAACCGAGAGUCAACCUCAAAAUACACAGAAUUGUGUGACAGUUUCAAGCCUCCAAAGAAAGAAAAGGCAAACUUUUGUGUUUUCUGCAACUCUUGCUCUAUCUGCUGAUUUCCGGAAGAAGUUAAAGCGUGGAUCAGUGAAUUCAAAAAAAAUUGAUGGGCUCAAUUCAUUUGAAACUCUUUCUGAGAGGGCAGGAAUGAGGCCAAAUACUGCUAUAAUAGACCUUACGAAUGCAUCAAUUUUGGCUAAUAAGCUUGAGGAAUCAGUGAUUGAGUGUAGGGAAGAAGACAAAGAUGCCUAUUUAUAUUAUAUUUUAAGUGUUCACGGACAAGGUCGAACAAUUGUCUUCUGUACAUCCAUUGCUGCUUUACGCCAUAUUUCUGCCAUCCUGCGCAUCCUCAACAUUAACAUUUGGACCCUUCAUUCAGAGAUGCAGCAAAGGGCACGCCUGAAGGCAAUUGACCGGUUUCGUGCAAUUGAACAUGGCAUACUUGUCGCUACAGAUGCGGCUGCACGAGGGCUUGAUAUUACUGGUGUCCGAACAGUUGUUCAUUACCAGCUUCCACUUUCAGCUGAAGUGUAUGUUCAUAGAUGUGGAAGAACAGCUAGGGCCUUUUCUGAUGGUUGCAGCAUUGCUCUAAUUUCGCCGAAUGAUGCUUCUAAAUUUGCAGCUCUAUCCAAAUCAUUUGCAAAGGAGAGUUUCCAGCGAUUUCCUAUUGAACUCUCUUACAUGCCGGAGGUGAUUAAACGAUUAUCUCUUGCUCAUCAAAUAGACAAGAUUACUCGGAAGAAUUCCCAGGAAAAAGCCGAGAAAAGUUGGUUGGAGCGCAAUGCUGAAUCAGUUGAUUUGGUUUUGGAUGAUGAUGAUAGUGAAGAAGAGAGAGUGAAGAAACACAGGCUAAAUAAAGCCACGUCAAGUCAGUUAAAUAAGUUGCAGCAGGAGCUCAAUACACUUCUUUCGCGGCCAUUGCAACCGAAAACAUUUUCAAAGCGCUACUUGGCUGGGGCCGGUGUGUCACCUCUUCUUCAACAUCAAUUUGAAGAACUGGCGAAGCAGAAACUUGGUGAAGCAAGUAGUUUUGGCGAAAACAAAAGGCGGAAGUUGGUAGUUAUUGGUCAGGAUUGUGUAGAACCACUUCAGGCAUUGAGGAGUGCAAAUAAAGAGGCAUGCUUGGAUCUGAAAGAGAUUUCUGAAAAGCGAAAGAAUAUGGAUGACUUGAGAAGAAAGAGGAAAGAGAUGAAAAAACGUUUACAUGAACAAAGGCGAAAGCAGAGGAAAAAGAUGAAAGCCGGAAAUCAAUUAUCUUUGUCAGUUGGUGACGACAUAAUUGUUACUAGCCUGAUUAGUUCAAAUAUUUACGAUCAAGUACUGGAUUCCAAUUAA